CCACACACACUACACUAUAUAUGCCCCACAAGCACCGCCUUCAACAACCCUCGUCUCGCCGGAAACCGCCAUGAUCCGCCUCGCUGCCGCCGUUCUCGUACUCUCUUUGUUGGCUGUCGACGGCCGCGAAAUCCCCGACGACUUGAUCAGAUUGCCUUCGGAAGCUUCGAGAUUCUUCAAUAGCGGUGGUGGUGCCGAUGAUGAUGGGGAUGAUUCUGUAGGGACGAGAUGGGCUGUUUUGAUUGCGGGAUCUAAUGGAUACUGGAAUUAUAGGCACCAGGCUGAUGUUUGUCAUGCAUAUCAACUCCUAAAGAAAGGUGGGCUUAAAGAUGAAAACAUCAUUGUUUUCAUGUAUGAUGACAUUGCUCAAAAUGAAGAGAACCCCAGGCCUGGAAUCAUAAUCAACAGUCCACAUGGUGAUGAUGUAUACAAAGGAGUGCCAAAGGAUUAUACCGGGGAAAAUGUCACUGUUAACAACUUCUUUUCUGUUAUCCUUGGAAAUAAGACUGCUCUUACAGGGGGAAGUGGAAAGGUUGUGGAUAGUGGUCCAACUGACCAUAUUUUCAUAUUUUACAGUGAUCAUGGGGGUCCUGGGGUGCUUGGAAGAACUACCAGUCCUUUCCUUUAUGCAAACGAUCUGAUAGACGUCUUGAAAAAGAAGCAUGCUUCUGGGACCUAUAAAAGCAUGGUAUUUUAUCUUGAAGCUUGUGAAUCUGGGAGUAUUUUUGAGGGUCUGCUGCCAAAAGGUUUAAAUAUUUAUGCAACCACAGCGGCUAAUGCAGAAGAGAGUAGUUGGGGAACCUACUGCCCUGGAGAGGAUCCUAGUCCUCCUGAAGAAUACGAAACCUGUUUGGGUGACUUGUAUAGUGUUGCCUGGAUGGAGGACAGUGACACUAAGAAUCUGCGGACUGAAACUUUGCGGCAGCAGUAUGAACUGGUUAAAAUGAGAACGGCAAACGGAAAUUCUGCUUAUGGUUCCCAUGUCAUGCAAUUUGGCGAUCUACAACUUAGCAAGGAAGAUCUUUUCCUUUAUAUGGGCACAAAUCCUGCAAAUGAUAACUACUCUUUUGUGAAUGACAACUUCCUGCUGCCACCUUCAAAAGCUGUUAACCAGCGUGAUGCUGAUCUUCUACAUUUCUGGGACAAGUUCCGCAAGGCUCCAGAAGGCUCUCCCAGGAAACUUGAAGCUCAGAAGCAGUUUGUUGAGGCCAUGUCACACAGAAUGCACAUAGACAAUAGCAUGAAGAUGGUCGGAAAGCUUUUAUUUGGAAUUGAGAAGGGUCCUGAGGUGCUGAAUACUGUCCGGCCUUCAGGGCAACCUCUUGUUGAUGACUGGGACUGUCUUAAAACUCUGGUGAGGACAUUUGAGACACAUUGUGGAUCACUAUCCCAAUACGGGAUGAAACACAUGCGCUCCGUAGCUAACAUCUGCAAUGCUGGAAUCCAGAAGGAACAGAUGGCUGAGGCGUCGGCACAAGCUUGCAUCACCAUUCCUUCGGGUCAUUGGAGCUCGCUUCACAAGGGUUUCAGUGCAUGAUUUGAAGUAGGUUUGAUCAAUCUUAAUGACCAACCUCCAUUUGAUUCUGUUCUCUAUUAUGUGUCGGGUGUUCUCUAUACAAAGGUAUACAUGCCAUAACUGUGCAUUUUGCUCUGUUUGAUAAGAAGCGGUUACAGUGUAAAUACAGCCCUAGAAGCACUUCUGUAUCAAUCAAACUGAUUUGUAGCAGACUAUAUAUAUGUAUGUUCGCUUGUUAUGUUACAAUGCU
Camellia sinensis is the source of this 1766-nucleotide messenger RNA. The record is from RefSeq and is a predicted model, not a curated record. Lineage: Eukaryota; Viridiplantae; Streptophyta; Magnoliopsida; Ericales; Theaceae.